CUCUCUCUCUAGAAUCUCUCUCUCUAAAACCCAACUAAGAAAAGCCUCUCUCUCUCUCAUCCAUGGUUGCGUCUCUGUUAUAACCUAUAAAUUCCUCCUCAUGCUUAACCAUUAGCUCUUUCCCAACGUCUCUUCUCUCUAUCAACUUGUUUCAAGAAACCUCUCUCUCUCUAACCCUUCCUGUUUUUUCUUUCUUUGUUGAAGAUCAAAUCUGGAAUUUUCGCUUGUUUUUUUUUUCCCUAAGGAUCCAAUUUUUCAUAACCUCUUUUUCACAUAUAGAACCACCCCCAUUUAUCUCUGUCUCUCUCACUCAAAGGAACUAUUUGUGGGGUCCCUUAGAUUCACAAAUAGGGAAGAGAUGGAAGGUCUCAGCAAUGGUGGGAUGCUCUAUCACGAGGUCCAGGAAUCAAAGCUCUGCGCUGUCCAUUGUGUGAACACAGUUUUACAGGGCCCCUUCUUCUCAGAGCUCGAUUUGGCUGCCCUCGCCUCUGAUCUCGACCAUCGAGAGCGCCAGAUGAUGCUUGAAGGUGGAAUAUCAACAGUUGAUUUCAUGCCUUUCGAUGGACAGGAAUCACAUAAUGUUUCCAUGGAUGGUGAUUUCAGUAUACAGGUUGAUUGCUCGGUUCAAGAGGUUACAUUGCCAAAUUUUGGGUCCUAAAGAUACUCCUAGCUUGAGUUUUACCUAAGGGAGCAAAUGGACAAUAUGGUCCCAUGGGAGCAACUAAUCUUUUCACUCUAAUGUUUAGCUCUUGCCAUGUGCCCCAAAGGAUUCCUACGGCCACUAUGCGUCCACAAAAGUUGACCUUUUGUAGGAAUUGAGGGUAUACAUUUGGGAAACAAUGCCAACUAUGACAUAAACCAACUACCCAUGAAGAAAUCAAGCAAGACUAACCAAAUUUCUCUGGUUGAUCUGCAGAAGAAUGAGUACAUGACUACCAGCCUCUGCUUCCCCAACAUAUUAUGUUCGUGAUACAUUGUAUAUUGUUCAACAGAGGAAUGUAACCCCUCUUUUGAAUUCCUAACAAAUUUAGA
Molecule: messenger RNA, 1032 nt
Organism: Amborella trichopoda
Lineage: Eukaryota; Viridiplantae; Streptophyta; Magnoliopsida; Amborellales; Amborellaceae
Source: RefSeq, a predicted model, not a curated record